UCACCUGUCAUCGAGUGCCUCGCACGAGCGCCUGUGCGAGGAAAUGAGGCGACGCCUCGAGGCCCGUACCCUCGAGCGGCCGAGCGCAAAGUACUGGGGAUCUCAUAAGGAUUUAAACAGCUUUUACCUGCUAAGAUGUUUAUAAAAAGUCUCAACAAAGUACUCAGUGCACAGCUGUGGUGCAACGAUACAACAGAUUUUUCGGCGUCGCAUUAAAGAGUCACAGCAAUAAAUACAUCACUAAAAAAAAUCAAAGGCAAAGUCAAAGUCACAAUCAUUAUUUCAUAAUAACCAUUUAAUCUGUAUUCUGUGUCAAUAGCCAAUCUUUGUAAAGCUCUGAAGGCAAAAAAAAACUGACAACUGUAUUCUAGGUUGUGUUUACAAAUAAAUAGUUUAAAAUAAAUAAAAUAGUCCGUAUUAGUUUAUACUACGUAGUUUGUCUAUUUUUCCUACAUAAAUGUAACUAAAAUGAGGUCGGCUUCAAUUAAAAGUAUCAAUUGGAUGUUACAAUCGGUAAACCAUGAAAAGUAAAACUAUACCUUGAGUUCAGUGUUUCCCUUUUUAUCAUUUAUUAAAUGUAAGAGGUAAAAUGGAAGAGGUAUCUUUACGAAUCGGUAACAAGGUUUUUAAAGUGAACAAAGAGCUUUUAUGUACACAUAGCGAUUAUUUCCGCGCUAUGUUUAGUGGAUAUUAUGUUGAGAGUGUAAAAAAGGAAAUCAAUAUAAAUAUGCUAGAUCCUAAUAUAGCAAGUAUAAUACUUCAAUACAUGCAUGGUAUGAUAUUUCUAACUGAAUACCCAUUCUCAACCAUUGGUGAAAUAGCAGUAGCAGCCAAUUUUCUGCAAAUAACACAACUCAUAGAGCAGAUACAGGAAUUCUUGAAUAGUCGGUUAUGUUUGAAUAACUGUAUUGAGAUUAUGUUAGCCGCUCGAUAUGCAUCUUAUAAACAACUAGAACAAACUUCUUCAGCAUGUGGGCUGUAUUCUUUCAAUUUUAUGAAGCUAGAAUACAUUACGACACUCAAAAAUUUAGUAUGGUAUUUGUCUCACCCCUAUUUAGAUUCACAGAAUGAAUUUCAUGUUUUCCAUUUUGGUUUUAAGUGGCUUUGCGAGAACCAUAAACUGGAUGAUACAUUACUAAUUCUUGCUUGUUUAGACAUGAAAAGAAUUACUUAUGACAAUCUUGUAGAUAUAAAGAAAACAUUAAGUGACUAUGUCAGUCGCCUUUCAGACAGUUUAGUCUUAGAAAUCAUAGAAUUACUCUUGUUUUUAACUAGACAAAAAAACGAAAUAUCGGAGUCUAAGGUGCAUGAUCUUAAAAAUCAGUUGUGUGAAAAGUUCUCGGAAAGUGUUUGGUCUGAAUCUUUGAGUAUAAUUAAAGAUAGUAUUACCCGCCUUCUGAAGUAUGUGCCUUUGGUGUCCUGCCAUAUAAGAAAUAAUGAAGAACCAGAAGAAUCGCAACAAUGUUUGUACACUUUUGAUGAGGAUAAAGGAUUUGAACAAUAUUUAGAGGUGGCGGACAAAAAUCUCCAUGGUUGGAAUGCUACUACCUGGGGUUUGACAAAACUUGUGUUUGUUGGCGGUGAAUAUGGAAGAGGGACAGGAGUAUUUUUCAGAGAUAUUAAGGUAUAUGACACUUUGAAGAAGAAAUGGACAUUGUACAAUGUAGAGUUACCAUCACGGAGAAAUGCAGGUGUCACUACUGCGGGAGAUCUUCUGUAUAUUGUGGGAGGUGUUAAUGAAUAUGGGAUGAUGAUGGACACAGCAAUUGUGUGCGACUUAAAAGAAAGAAGCUAUAGAUAUAUCGCAAAUCUGCCUGAUCGCAUCGAAACCGUGGCAAUUUGUACGCAUAAUCACAAAGUGUAUGUAGCCGGACGGUAUAGCAUUUACUGCCAUGAAACUUACGGUGAUAGAGAUUUUUGGGAGAUGGUUGUUGGUACUGACAGUGGAAGAAUAAAGUUUCUGCAGUCUUAUGAAAAAUAUAUUUACUGCAUCCAAAGUCUGAACAGAAAGUUAUACAGGUUUCGACCUCACAUAGAUAAAGAGCUACAUCGAAUAGUAGGCUUUACGAGUGCAUCAGUUACGGUUGCAAUUUGCAAUACAGGUAACUGUCUUAUGGUAUUCGCACAAACAGAGUGCAAUGAACUAACAGUGGAAGAGUACAAAGAUGAGUUAUCUGAUGAAAAGCCAAGAGUCCUUACUAUGAAAAUGGAAAAUUUGAGGGUCAAUGCCGUAGCUGGGUCUUGCUCGUUGAUUAUGACGAUGCCCCCAGUGUUUACAGAUCUUCCUCAGUAUCAUAAACAAUACCUUAUGCGGCAAACAGAAACGUUUUGAUAAUAUUGUAAGUUUGUUAUGUCUAGGUGAAAGGUUUCGGCCGUGGCUGGUUACUGUAGAAACUGUUUAGGGGUUUGACUUUCAUAUAAAUACCAUACCCCUAACAGGUUAGCCCAUUCCAAUCUUAGACUGAACAAUAACUUAACAGUAGGUGAGAUUGCAGUCAAGGGCUGACUUAUAGUGUAAUAAAACAAACAAAUAAAAAUGUGUUGUGUAAUGCUGUGUUGACAGUAGAUUUGAGUUCAGUUGUCACCACCUCUUCACUUGGGUGUCGAACGAGGCCCAGUAAGGGAAUAUUAGGGGAACGGGCAGUAGCAUUCUCUGUGCUACUACUUCCAUAUACUGUAAUCACCAACCUGUCUGCCCAUGUUGGAAGAGGCCUUUAGUCCAGUGCACUGUUAUAUGCUAUUGAUAAUAAUGUCAAGUUAGAAGCAUUUAUACAAUUUUCAUGUCUUUAUAUCUUUGGCAGUCAAUGAAAUAUAGGAGAUGAUGGUAUCGUAGUUUAGCAAUAACCAAUUGGCUGUAGGUCUAAUGGUUAGCAUGUUCAGGAAAAUCGGUCAAGGAAACUUAAUCAAUGUAAAAAUUUUACUACUCUGCUUUCUCGCGCUUCUCUCUGUCUAUUACAGGCUAUUAUUAUAAAAAAGAACAAGUGUGGUAGUACAAGUGUGGUAGUGUCAUAUUUUAUUUAUAUUGUUUAUUUAACCUAACUACAAGAUGGAAAAAAGAUAUGAAACAAAAUGGUACCUACAUACUCUAGUUAAAUGUAAAUAAACCAAAUUGCAAAAUGU
Messenger RNA from Pararge aegeria (speckled wood butterfly), 3120 nucleotides. RefSeq names its product kelch-like protein 26. Gene Ontology annotation, molecular function: protein binding. The transcript has 4 exons. The record is from RefSeq and is a predicted model, not a curated record. Lineage: Eukaryota; Metazoa; Arthropoda; Insecta; Lepidoptera; Nymphalidae. Bases 590 to 2332 code for a protein of 580 amino acids.